AUGCUUUUGGAAAGGAGUCAUGUGGCAUUGGGCGACCAACUGACGGGCCUGCUCUUCUUGCAAUGGGACGCCAAUGUUCCCAACUCCAUCGACGUACAACCCAAGCUGGUCGUUAAAGUCGGUUGUCGGCAAAGUAUCAAAACCAGCAAAUGGUCUCUCAUGCUUGUUGUCGUUGAGGGCAAGGAGAAUGUCCUUCGUUCUAGCACGGAACGCAGCUCUCCAACUCCGAGCAUUGUCGCGGCGAGAUUUAUCCGAGUCUCUGGCCAUGAGCCGAGCCAACAUCCGUCCGCCCACCCAGUUCAUCGGCAGCUGUCCUCUCUCGAGAAAAGUCAGAUUGCGUCCCUUUCGGACAAUAGAGUUGCCUCGAAAGAUAUUCAGUCUCUUGUUCAGCAAAGAGGUUCUCUCGCAACUCGGAAAGACAUCUACAACCGGGUUGCUGACAUACGUCGAGACGCUUGCAAGGGCCAGAGUCCGAUUCACGCACUAGCAGACCAGCUUGAAAAGGAAGGCUUCUGGAGCCGGAUACAAUUUGCACCGGAUGGACGGGUUACAGCCGUUCUUUUCGCACAUCCCGACUCUUUGGCCUACCUUCGAGCCUACCCAGAACUCCUCCUCCUCGACUGCACGUACAAGACAAACAAGCACGGCAUGCCUCUUCUUGAUAUGAUUGGCGUCGAUGCGACACAGCGGUCAUUCUGUGUGGCAUUUGCAUUCCUAAGCGGCGAGGCAGAGGAAGACUAUGCAUGGGCGCUUGAGCAGUUGAGAUCACUGUACGAACAAUGUGGCAUUACACCCCCAUCUGUUAUUUUAACAGAUCGCUGUCUUGCGGCGAUGAAUGCGGCUUCAAAUCUAUUUCCUUCUGCCGCUAUACUCCUCUGCCUUUGGCAUGCAAACAAGGCAGUCUUAGCUCGAUGUCAACCCAAGUUCCCAGAGGCUGAGGAGUGGAAGGAAUUCAACGAGUUCUGGCACUCGAUCAUUGGCUCACCGACGGAAGAUGAGUAUGCCAAGCGACUAGUCGAGUUUCAGCAGAGAUAUACCCCUGAGCACCUCGAUGAAGUGGGGUAUAUCAACGCUACAUGGCUUAACCCUUUCAAGGAGAAGCUUGUCCGCGCGUGGGUCGACCAGUCAAGUCAUUUUGGCAACACGGCUACCUCACGAGUGGAAGGUAUCCAUGCCCUCCUCAAGUCUUAUUUGAGAAGGUCGACACUCGACCUCUUCGAAGCUUGGAAAGCAAUUCGGCUUGCUGUUCUCAACCAACUAUCAGAGCUACAAGCACGUCAAGCAUCACAACAGACUCGAACUCCUCUCGAGCUUUCAGGAGCUUUAUACGGCGCUGUCCGAGGCUAG
Messenger RNA from Chaetomium globosum CBS 148.51, 1347 nucleotides. RefSeq lists its product as uncharacterized. Gene Ontology annotation, biological process: regulation of DNA-templated transcription. Lineage: Eukaryota; Fungi; Ascomycota; Sordariomycetes; Sordariales; Chaetomiaceae. The coding region runs from base 1 to 1347 and encodes 448 amino acids. The record is from RefSeq and is a predicted model, not a curated record. The transcript is spliced from 3 exons.